Molecule: messenger RNA, 835 nt
Organism: Pan troglodytes (chimpanzee)
Lineage: Eukaryota; Metazoa; Chordata; Mammalia; Primates; Hominidae
Gene: MT1L
Product: metallothionein 1L
Exons: 3
Coding region: 510-695 (61 amino acids)
Biological process (GO): detoxification of copper ion; cellular response to zinc ion; intracellular zinc ion homeostasis
Cellular component (GO): nucleus; cytoplasm
Molecular function (GO): metal ion binding
Source: RefSeq, a predicted model, not a curated record
ACUCCCUCGCUGCGCUCCCCAGCUCAGGCCUACCCAGGGACGAAGCUGGGGUUGCACACCGGCUCCGGGAAUGGCGAAAUACCGCACAUGGGGUGGUGGGGGUGGGAAUAUCGCGACCACCAGAGGCUGGGUUCCCGGAACGCUCGGGGACGGAGAUGGCCAGCAACCACAAGGAAAUGGGGAAAAUGGGGAAAAUGGGGAAGUUGCGCGGGCAGGACGGCACGGACGCCGCGGACGACCGGGCGCACAGGCCUGAGCGAGCGAGCGAGUGAGCGGGUGCCAAGCAAGAGACCCGCGGUGCACACCUUGCGCCCGGCCCGCCUGCUGCUCACAGUCCCUCCACGUACCCACAGGAGGCCCAGACUCAGCGGGGCGGGUGCAAGCGCGGGGCGGGGCCUCUGCGUCCGGUCCCAUCUCCGCCUGCAAAAGGAGCAGCUGGCUCCAGGCUCCAACGCGCCUUCCAGCUGCCUGACUGCCUCUUCGCCUCUCCCGUCCUUUCUUGGCUCGAAAUGGACCCCAACUGCUCCUGCGCCACUGGUGUCUCCUGCGCCUGCGCCAGCUCCUGCAAGUGCAAAGAGUGCAAAUGCACCUCCUGCAAGAAGAGCUGCUGCUCCUGCUGCCCCAUGGGCUGUGCCAAGUGUGCCCAGGGCUGCGUCUGCAAAGGGGAGUCGGAGAAGUGCAGCUGCUGUGCCUGAUGUGGGGACAGCCCUGCUCCCAGAUGUAAACAGAGCAACCUGUACAAACCUGGAUUUUUUUUUUUCAUACAACCCUGAGCAUUUGCUACAUUCCUUUUUCUAUUAAAUAUGUAAAUGACAAUAAAACAGUUUUGACUUGA